AGCGAGCUUCCCCAGCUAGCCUGUAGGUGGGUGUGUUUAACAGAAGGAAGCAAUGGGAACCCGCCUGUCAGCCAGCCUUUAGAGCUAAUUAGCUCAGCAUACAACAAAGAUAAGUGAGCCUGGGAGGAGGGCCCCCUGAGAGGUCUUUAGAUUCUGGGAAAUGUCUGAUUGGCAGAUGUUAAAAGGGAUUCUUUGGUAAUCCUGUGCAUCAAUGAGCUGCACAAAUUCAGUCCAGGACUGCAAGAAUUCAGGCAUGAGGACACUGUGCAGUAGGCUCACACAGGCAGACCCAAGAUGGACAGAACCUUGGAAUCCCUGAGACACAUCAUUGCCCAAGUCUUGCCUCACAGAGACCCGGCUCUCGUCUUCAAAGACUUGAAUGUUGUGUCAAUGCUACAGGAAUUUUGGGAAAGCAAGCAGCAGCAGAGAGCUCCAUUCCCAAGUGAAGGCGUGGUGGUCUAUGAGUCGUUGCCAUCUCCAGGACCUCCCUUUGUGAGUUAUGUGACCCUCCCAGGGGGAAGCUGUUUUGGCAACUUUCAGUGCUGCUUAAGUAGAGCUGAAGCCAGACGGGAUGCAGCUAAAGUGGCCCUAAUCAACUCCCUCUUCAAUGAGCUGCCCUCUCGAAGGAUCACUAAGGAAUUCAUUAUGGAGAGUGUGCAGGAAGCAGUUGCCUCCACCAAUGGCACUUUGGAUGAUGCAGAUGACCCCAGCACCAGCAUUGGAGCCUACCAUUACAUGUUGGAGUCAAAUAUGGGGAAGACCAUGCUGGAGUUUCAGGAGCUGAUGACCAUUUUCCAACUAUUGCACUGGAAUGGAAACCUAAAAGCCCUACGUGAAACAAAGUGUUCCCGACAGGAAGUCAUCUCCUACUAUUCCCAGUAUUCCCUAGAUGAAAAGAUGCGCAGUCACAUGGCCCUGGACUGGAUCAUGAAGGAGAAGGAGUCACCAGGAAUCCUCUCUCAAGAGCUACGGAUGGCCCUGAGGGAGUUGGAGGAAGCCAGGAAAGCGGGACAAGAACUGCGGUUUUACAAAGAAAAGAAAGAAAUCCUGAGUUUAGCCCUGACUCAGAUCUACAGUGAUCCUGACACCUCCUCACCCAGUGAUGAUCAGCUGAGCCUAACGGCUCUCUGUGGCUACCACUAGCAAGGCCAGGUCCCGGCUCCCCCGAGGUUGGCAGAGGCCGGACUCUAUAGGAAGCUCAGUGAAGGAGGUCAUCAGAGGCUUUAGCACCUACAGCUACUACCUGAAGGCGGUACUAAUUUUUCCCAUCCAUUCCAUUCACAGAAUCUGAGAGUAGUAGGACCUUUACAGGACCCAACAUUCCACUCGAUGCAGUUUUCCCAUCAUGCUUUCAGGAGUUCCACCUCUUACUGAAAGGAUGGAGACAAGAUUGUUGGAAAAAUAUUUUCCAAGUUUGGCUUCAACUUAAAGCCCUGUUGACAUGUGCCUUGCUAGAUUCUAUGUGUUGUUUUAAACAAUGGGCCAGUGUAGCACUCCCCCAAAAGAACAUCAUCCAAGACUGGUGAAAGUAGCAUGAUAGCAAUUUUUAAAAAUACUUGGGGUUAAAUAAACGAUAUAAAAAAUACCAUGGGUCAGAGUUUCUUCCUAAGCUUUAUAAGCUAAGAGGGACUUCUACUCUACUAGGUGUAAUCCAAAAUUGCAGUGGGGAUUUUAUCUGGACAUCCUACUAUCAAAGUGAUAAUAGUAAGAAAAUAACUUGAUAAAUUUAAUUUGCCUUAAAAUGCCAGUAAUAAUCAUUUUUUUAAAUCUACACUCUUCCAUAUGGGGAUGUCACCUAGAGUAGUACCUUCACUUGUAUUCCUCAAGAAGAAUUAAUAUCUAAUUUUUAUGAGUCCUGGAGUCAGUCACGUUCAUUUAUAAUUUUCAAAUAGAUUACUUAAAUUGAUUUGUUUUUAUUUUUGCCACCACAGUCAUAUAUCUCAUAAUGGAGAUAAUUACUGGCAUUCUAAAGGUUAAAGCAUUUUGAAAAAUCAUUAGCUUUUAACAGUGCUUGUGUUUGAUUAGUUUCUCAUGCAUUAGAGAGGAGUUUUUAGCUGUCUUUUUGUUGUUCAAGAAUAUGAGCCAUGAGUAGCUCAAAUGUAGUGUCAUUUUUAGGUUUUA
Messenger RNA from Odobenus rosmarus divergens (Pacific walrus), 2121 nucleotides. RefSeq names its product Lix1 homolog (chicken) (gene LIX1). Gene Ontology annotation, cellular component: cytoplasm. The transcript is spliced from 6 exons. The record is from RefSeq and is a predicted model, not a curated record. Gene Ontology annotation, biological process: autophagosome maturation. The coding region runs from base 295 to 1143 and encodes 282 amino acids. Lineage: Eukaryota; Metazoa; Chordata; Mammalia; Carnivora; Odobenidae.